UUUUCCCAGUUGAGUUGCACACGCACGCACGCCUCGCCACCCCUGCCUUUUUUUACAUGACGACUUGAGUGAAUCGCCUCACCUCACCUCACCUGAUCGAUCAGCCAAACUAACCGCACCAAGCCAGCAACCACUCGAGCACUCGCGGCUAAACCUAUAACAAACCGGCGCCCCCGUAGCGUAGCUAUACGGCGUACACCACGCGCGCGGAGUUGCAGACAUGAGAGCCUACUCGGCGACGGCGGCCGCGGCGGCGGUGGCGUCGCUGCCGUCGGCCGCGCCGCCGCUGACUCCCGACGCGGCGGCGGUGCUGUCACGCGCCGCGGCGGACGCGUCGAGGCGGCGGCACGCGCACACCACGCCGCUGCACGCGGCGGCCGCGCUGCUGUCCGGCCCGGCGCCGCUGCUCCGCGACGCCUGCGUGGCGGGCCUCGCGUCGCCGCACCCGCUCCGGUGCCGCGCGCUCGACCUCUGCUUCGCCGUCGCGCUCGACCGCCUCCCGACGUCCACGGAGCACCAGCACCACCACGCGGCGCCGCCGCUCUCCAACGCGCUCGCCGCCGCGCUCAAGCGGGCGUACGCGCACCACCGCCGCAUCGGCAGCGGCGUGGUCGAGGCGGACGACCACCGCGUCGGCGUGCCGCACCUCGUGCUCGCCAUCCUCGACGACCCCUCCGUCGCCCGCGUCAUGCGCGAGGCAUCCUUCUCCAGCACCGCCGUCAAGGCCGCCAUGCUGCGCUCCCUCUCCGACCCCGCCGCCCCCGACUCCGGCGUCUACGUCAACGCCAGAGUGCUGCACCGGCAGGUGUCCCACCGGGAGGAGGAGGUGAACAAGGUGGUGGAAGUUCUCAAGCGGGGCAAGAAGCGCAACCCGGUGCUCGUCGGCGACACGGUGGACGUGGACGCCGUGGUACAAGAGGUUGUCACCAUGAUACAGAGGCAACGGCUCGGCAAUGCGCGAGUCAUCUCCUUCCAGAGAGAAUUCGGCGACCUGGUCGAUCUCGACAGGGCGGAGCUCGCCGCCAAGAUCAAGGAGCUCGGCGAGGCGAUAAGAUCGGAGCUACUCUCGCCGGCGUCCAGGAGCGCCGGCGUCGUCGUCAACCUCGGCAACCUGCAGUGGCUCGUCGAGGAGAGAUGCGUGGCCCCCGGCGAGCAAGAGAAGCGGAGGGACGUGGUGCUCGACACGGCGCGCGCCGCCGUGGCCGAGAUGGCGCGCAUCCUGAGGCAGUCCGGCGAGCGCGAGCACCGCGUCUGGGUGAUCGGCACGGCGACGUGCGCCACGUAUCUCAAGUGCCAGGUGUACCACCCGUCGCUGGAGAGCGAGUGGGACCUCCAGGCCGUGCCCAUCACGCCGCGACCGCCGCCGCCGCCGCCGUCAUCGCUCGGCCUCUCGCCGAGUGUUAAUGGAGUUAACAGAGGCAUCCUGAGCAGCUCGGUGGAGGUGUUGUCAUCGGCGAUGACCACCAGUGCAAUGCAAAGCAGGUCGCCGAGCCUGUGCAGCGCCUGCCUCGACGGCUACGAGCGCGAGCGCGCCGACAUGGCGUCGUCGCCGGGCUGCGGCGCGCUCCAUGCCACGGAGCAGCCCAUGUCGCAGUGGCUGCAGAUCGGGACGCCGAGCAGCGCACGGCCACCGUUCGACCGCGCGCAGGACAAGGCGCGGGAGGCUGACGAGCUGCGACGUCGGUGGCUCGACCGGUGCGCGCAGCUGCACUCCCACGGCGGCGGCGGCUGCGGCGGUGGCCGGCCGUCGUCGAUGGUCACUUGCUCGGAAUGGAACGGCGCAAGCGUCCUCGCCAACAUGCAGGCUAUACCAGUAAGGCCGCCGCCACCGGCGGCCGCGGCGGCGCCUGCCGCCGCGGUGGACACCGACCUCGCGCUUGGGCCGGCGGCAUCAACGGCGUCGAGGCCACCGGCGUACUGUGACACCGACGAGAAGCUGCUCGUGAAACGGCUCACGGAGGCGGUGCGAUGGCAACCCGAGGCUGCUGCCGCUGUUGCCGCUGCGAUCACGAAGGCCAGGUCCGGCGAGCGGAAGCGGCGUGGCAUGGGGCCCACCAGGGCCGACACGUGGGUCCUCUUCUCCGGCCAUGACGUGGCCGGGAAGACGAAGAUGGCGGAGGCGCUGUCCAUGUCGGUCUUUGGCACGAACGCCGUCGCGCUGCGCCUCGCCGGCAACGGCGGCGAGCCCAUCGCGUCGUGCCGCGGCCGGACGGCGCUGGACUGUGUGGCCGACGCCAUACGUGCCAACCCGCUGCGUGUCAUCGUGCUCGACGGAUUCGACCACCACGACGACGACAGAGUCGUGCAGGCGUCCAUACUACGCGCCGUCGAGUCCGGCCGCCUCGUGGACUCGCGCGGCCGGGACGUCGCCCUCGGCGAAGCCAUCUUCGUCGUCAUGUCGCUGGACGACACGAGGCGGUGCCAAGAGGAUCAUCAGUUCACCGACUCGCCAUGGAACCUUGAGCUCCGAGUCCGGAACAACGCACGGAAGCGGAGGCCGGAGCCGCAGCCGCUCGACGGCGCCGGCGACCGGCGGUUGAAACCGCGCAAAGACUCGCCUCCGCUUCACCUUGACCUGAACCUGUCCAUGUGCGAGGAUCACACCGACGACGACGACAGCGGCGGCGAGGAAUCCCGGAACUCGUCCAGUGACCUAACGGUGGAGCACGAGCAGGAGUACGGCCAACCCGCCGCUGCCGCCGCCAAGUUCUCGGCUCCGUCGAGCUUCUCCGAGCUCACCAAAGCCGUGGAUGCAACGGUGGUGUUCAAGCCCGUCGACUUCGGGCCGCUCAAACGGAGCGUCUCCGACGUGGUCUCGGCGAAGCUCGGGGACGCCGCCGGCGCCGGCGCCGGUUUGUCCGUACACGUCGACGACGGCGUGCUGGACAGGCUGGCCGGCGCGGCGUGGACGGCGGGAGAGUCAGCCACGUCGUUGGAGGCGUGGGCCGACGAGGUGCUGUGCCCUACCAUACGGCAGCUGAAACGUAGCUUGAGCGCCAACGAUGUCGACGGCGCGACGACGGUGAGCUUGUCGGCGGUGGAAGGCAGCGGCGGCCGCCGGAGGAAGGACGGCGAGGUGUUCCCGACGUCGGUGACCGUCGCCGUCGACGGAAACUGAUGACGCAGUCCACCUGGCAUGCAUGCACGUGUUUACUCUUUUUUUUUGGGUUAAAUUGGUCAUCAAUAUGAUCAUCAUCAUUUUGUACAUUAGUACAUGUAAAUGUUCAGCUGUCAGAAGUUAGAGAUGUACGGGGCUAGGAAGGAGUAGUUGUUUUGAUAAUCACAUUUUGGAUUCAUUUCAACAAGACAAGCAUGCAUGGGUCCCUUAAUAUUUGCCGGUC
This is a messenger RNA of Oryza sativa Japonica Group (Japanese rice), 3341 nucleotides long. Its product is annotated as protein SMAX1-like. The record is from RefSeq and is a predicted model, not a curated record. Lineage: Eukaryota; Viridiplantae; Streptophyta; Magnoliopsida; Poales; Poaceae.